CCUACCUGUCAAGAUAUUGUUUAAAGUGGACAUAUCCUAUAAUUCCCAGUGAAAAAACGCACGCACCGCCGAGAACUAACUUGGCUUGUAACGACAUAAUUAUUUAACAAUCUGGCGCCACUAAUUAAUCAUUAGCCAAAUAGUUUAUCUAAUUAACCAAUUUCUUGAUUAACCUACGCCACCCGGUGAACUAACCUACACUUUGACAGAAGUUUGUUUAUCAGUGAAUGACCGGAAUUAUUUGUUGUUGAGACACAAAAUGGCAUGGAUUCGGACGUGAGCCCCUUGUGUUGUUGCGAGUACUUCGACAACAACAACGAGCGCAACCACAUCCUGGCCUGUUGUUGCAGUUGCGUCGACUUGGACGAGGGCGUUGAGAGCCUGAUAACGGGUCAUGGUUUCCCCGAACAGAACCGGAGCCGUCUGAUGGCCACCCUCCAAGACAGGCUGCGCAUUCCCUGGCGUGGGGGCGCCAAGCAAGUCUCCUUCGAUGCCAUUCUGCCAGUAUUUAUCUUGCCCUUGAUGUUUAUCCUCUCCUCAAUCAGUCUGUGGUGGACGAUUUUUUCGUUCACUGCCGUUGUGGUCAUCCUAGCGUCCGUUUUUCGGUUUUUUAUUAAGACUAUUCCACAGACGAAAUUUUUCGUCGUGUGGACCAUUACGUCAAUUAUUAUUUUGUACGUUAUAUUUGAGUUAAUCGUAAUUCCUCUCCUGGAGAUUUUGUUUGAGGAGAACGUUUUGUUGAGCGUAUUUUUCGCGACUUUUUUGCUUUGCUUCUACUUGAUGAAGCAGAGGAAUAAUUCUUUAGGGAGAAUUGGAGAGAGUGAGGCUGAAAGUGGGUUCGUGGGGACGGGGACCAGGUGUUACAUUUGUCAGGUUCUAGUGCCUGAUAAAGACCACCACUGUGUUUGGUUUGACUGUUGUGUAGGGCGGCAUAAUCAAUGUUUAUUUAUCUUAGCACUAAUUUUCGCAAUUGCCUCGUUGGUGUAUAGCUCGAAUCUAACACUGACUUCUGUGUGCCAUCCUUUUAUAUUCUACAAAACAAUUUUACUACCAGACGACUGCUCAGACGUUUACCAGCAAUUUGAAUUAGGACUUUCGUUUGUCUCAGCUUUAUACAGUCUGGGUCUAGCAACUAUUCUCCUAAUCCUACUUCUGCAUCAAAUAUUACUAGUCUCAGUUGGACUAACAAGCAAAGAGUGGAGAAACUUAUCAUUUUGUGCUAAAUGUUUUUUGGGACUGUGCUCAAAACGGCCACAUAACCUCGGGUUUUUGCGAAACUGGGGCCGAAUAAUGUGUUGGAAAAGAAGUUACACCAUCCCUCGUUGAGUAUUAAAAACAUAUCGAUUUGUUAUACAGUUAUUUGCAAUAAAUAAAAUAAAUUUAAAGACGAA
Molecule: messenger RNA, 1391 nt
Organism: Tribolium castaneum (red flour beetle)
Lineage: Eukaryota; Metazoa; Arthropoda; Insecta; Coleoptera; Tenebrionidae
Gene: GABPI
Product: beta4GalNAcTB pilot
Exons: 5
Coding region: 265-1326 (353 amino acids)
Molecular function (GO): palmitoyltransferase activity
Source: RefSeq, a predicted model, not a curated record